Molecule: messenger RNA, 2448 nt
Organism: Nelumbo nucifera (sacred lotus)
Lineage: Eukaryota; Viridiplantae; Streptophyta; Magnoliopsida; Proteales; Nelumbonaceae
Product: ruBisCO large subunit-binding protein subunit alpha
Biological process (GO): protein refolding
Molecular function (GO): ATP-dependent protein folding chaperone; ATP binding
Source: RefSeq, a predicted model, not a curated record
GUACUCUGCAGCUUCGACGCUCAGAAACGAGAAACAACCGAAACGUUUGAAAGCCGCAAGGAGAAAGCUCCCUGCAACCAUCAGGAAUGUCUUUGGUCUUCUCUUCUCCAGUUUUCUCCAAUAGAAGAGUUUUCUUUCCCCAGUUCAGUCGAACGAAGAGGAUUGCUAGGUUAUCGAGAAAUCUACAGUUGGGUAGAACUUUUACUGUAAGAGCUGGGCCAAAGAGGAUAUCUUUUGGUAAAGAUUGCAGAGAAGCUCUACAAGCUGGGAUUGAUAAGCUAGCUGAUGCUGUUUCUGUUACCUUAGGACCGAAAGGACUGAAUGUUGUUCUUGAUGAACCUGGAACGUUAAAAGUUGUUAAUGAUGGGGUGACAGUUGCUCAGGCCAUUGAGCUUUCAGAUCCGAUCGAAAAUGCAGGAGCUAUGCUCAUUCAAGAGGUUGCACGUAAGACAAAUGAUUCAGCUGGUGAUGGUACUACAACUGCAAUAAUUUUAGCUCGAGAAAUGAUCAAAUCUGGAUUGUUGGCUGUUGCUUCUGGGGCUAACCCGGUUUCUUUGAAGAGAGGAAUGGACAAAACUGUGAAAGAACUAGUGAAGAUCUUGAAGAAUAAAUGCAUUCCAGUAAAGAAGAGGGAGGAUAUAAAAGCUGUGGCUUCAAUUUCUUCUGGAAAUGAUGAUUUCAUUGGGAAUUUAAUUGCCGAUGCUAUAGACAAGAUUGGACCUGAUGGAGUGAUAUCCAUUGAAUCAUCUUCGUCAUGUGAAACUACUCUUAUAGUUGAAGAAGGAAUGAAGAUUGACAAGGGUUACAUGUCACCCCUAUUUAUUACAAACCAAGAUAAAUCAAUUGUGGAGUUUGAGAAUGCUAAAGUCCUAGUAACUGAUCAAAAGAUCUCAACCAUCAAAGAGCUUGUUCCUUUACUAGAAAAGACAACCCAGCUCAGUGUUCCACUAUUAAUUAUUGCUGAGGAUAUCUCAAGGCAAGUUCUGGAAACACUAAUUUUGAACAAAACACGAGGUAUAAUCAAUGUUGCUGUCAUCAAAUGUCCUGGAUUUGGAGAAGGAAAGAAAGCUCUUUUGCAAGAUAUUGCACUUUUGACAGGGGCUGAUUUUCUUGCUGGGGACUUGGGCCUGACACUUGAAGGUGCAACUUCUGAUCAGCUUGGUAUUGCACUAAAGGUUACUAUAACUAGUAAUUCAACAACUAUUGUUGCUGAUCCUACCACUAAAGCUGAAAUUCAAGCAAGGAUUGCACAGAUAAAGAAAGAUCUUGCUGAAACAGAUAGCACAUAUCAAUCAAGGAAGCUCUCUGAAAGAAUUGCAAAGCUCUCCAGUGGUGUGGCUGUAAUCAAGGUAGGGGCACACACUGAGACAGAGCUUGAAGAUCGGAAGCUUAGAAUUGAGGAUGCAAAGCAUGCUACAUUUGCUGCCAUGGACGAAGGUAUAGCACCUGGUGGUGGAGCUACUUAUGUGCACCUCUCAAAGCAGAUUCCCAUCAUUAAGGAUUUGAUGGAAGAUCCAGAAGAGCAGAUUGGUGCUGAUAUUAUAGGAAAGGCACUUCUUGUUCCAGCAUUUGCAAUCGCAAAUAAUGCAGGAGUUGAGGGGUCGGUUGUUAUUGAGAAGCUUCAGUCAUGUGGUUGGCGAAUUGGGUAUAAUGCUAUGACAGACAAAUAUGAAGAUCUUAUUGAUGCAGGUGUGGUUGAUCCUUGUCGAGUUCAUAGGUGUGCACUUCAAAAUGCAGCCUCUGUUGCUGGGGUGGUCCUCCUGACCCAAGCUGUCCUGGUUGAGAAAAUAAAGAAGCCUGAGCCACCUGUUCCUCUUGUUCCAGGAAUAACUCCAUAGCAAUGACAUUGAAAUUGAAUGAAAGCUGAGUAUAUAUUUACUGAUUCAGCUAGCUUCAACUAGUUGUUCCUUGUGAUUUCCAUUGGCCUAGCCUGGGAGACAAACAGAUUAGAUGGUUUAGACAAUAGAGGACCAUGAAUAGUGAACACAAAUGAAAACACAAGCUUGGGCAGUCUACAACAAAUUGGGCAUUGUAGCCGAGUCUUCAACGCAUGAUCAUGAAAUCUCAUGUUUGAGUAAAUCGGUGAAAAUGUUGUUCUAUUCAAAAGGGGGAACCGUAUUUAUGAUCUGUACCACCCGAAGAUGAAGUGUGUUUCAACUUUCAACAAGAGCACACCAUCUCAUUUACCAUCUCAGGCUUAAAAGUUGUGUGGAACAUGCUUCGGGCUGCAUGCCUUUGCCUCUUUGGUCUUACAAUGCUGUGAAACGUUACUGCAUGUUUUGAUCAAACCCAUCCAAGCUCCAUUGUCGAACAGAAGACCCUCAGCUCAGUGAUACCUUUGAAGGCUACAUCAAGAAUUUCCAUGCAACAUGCAAGAAUUGUUACAUUUGAAUUUAUUUGAAGACUAUUAAUAGUUCUAUACCAUGUAGGCCAUUGAAUUUUGCAUCA